CUGGAGAUCGGCCUGCAUGCGGGCAAGAGCAUUAGCACCGUGUGUCGUCGCCCGUUUCGCUCAGCUUCCCGACAUUGCUGCAUUCCUAUCGGUUGCAUAUCGCUCCUGUUCGCUGCCCAAACAACGACCUCACCGAUCGUUUUCCACGUCCCACACUGCGAGAAUGCGGUAUUAUCUCCAGAUCCUAUCGACGAACACAGUGGACAGUAGUCCCGCUGUCCUUCUUCACUUUGACUCGCAACGUUAUUUGUUUAACUGCGGCGAGGGAACUCAGCGCUUUUGUCAUGAGCACAAGGUCAGGUUGGCCAAAGUCAAGAAUAUCUUCCUCACGCGUGUGGCUUGGGAUUGUGUGGGUGGUUUGCCGGGCAUGCUCCUCACCCUUGCUGACGCGGGUAGUUCCUCAAUGCGACUGAAUGGGCCGAAUAAUCUUACCCACUUUAUGGCCGCCACUAGGCACUUCAUCUAUAGACAAUCUUUGGAUCUGAGCACAUUUGAGUUCCACGAAACCAAAGGAGAGCCAUUUCAGGACGAAAAUAUCACAGUCCACCCAGUUUAUCUUGCACCUGAACCAAUCGUGUCACCAGAAACACAGAACGCCGCAACGAACGGUCCGGAUGUGAUCACUUUCAGCAGGAAACGGAAGAACGAGAGUCAAAAUGAUCAUUUGAUUUGCAAGAGAGCCUUUCUCAGACGUAUGUUUCCGGUGGACCAAGGGUAUCAUCCUCUAAGUGAUCACACUGGAACGGAGAUCACCGACGUGACGAUACCUGCUGGCGAAGGGGAAACGGCUACGGUAGUAGCAAUGGAAGACAUAAAGGAUUCGAAUGAGGAUGAGGUGGUUGUUCCAAGAACCGAAAUCGGACGGCUUGGGUCUGCUCGAUUACCGCGGACAGAGCCUGACCACGUCGUCUUGUCCUACAUUUGCCGUGGGCCAAAUGUUCCUGGCAAAUUUAACCCGGUCGCUGCCCAGAAACUCGGAGUGAAACCUGGAAAGGAUUUUGGAAUCCUUGCCGGGGGACAAACUGUUACAACCGCAGACGGGACUGUGGUAUAUCCACAUAUGUGCAUGGGGGAGCCUCGGCCAGGGGCGAUAUUCGUCAUAAUCGAUUGCCCCUCUCCAGCAUAUAUCAAUGCCCUUGUAAACUCACCUGAAUUUGCACCCUUCUACGAUACGACAAACGGAAAUCAUGUUCGAUGCGUAGUCCACAUAACCGGGGAUGGGGUCUUGUCAGAUCCCCGCUAUGUGGAAUGGAUGAACAAGUUUGGGCAUCAGACACGGCAUUUUAUUAUCAGCCGUCGUCAUAAUCCAAUGGGAAUAAGCUACCUUGCUGCGGGGAACCUUCAGCACAAAUUGAAUGUUUUGGACGCGGAGGUAUUUCCUCUCCCGUAUUUUACGAAUGACCCUGAGGAGGAUUUGAGAACAAUAAUGGAUCUUCCGAAAGGAGCGGUAAUGGCCACACCAUUGACAAAUUAUAUAAUAGAGCCUGCGCCGAAAGUAGAUAAUUCGGAGGCACUGCGACCGUUUUUAAGAGAAGAAGUUUCAGGCCUGGCGGAACCUGAUUUAAUCUCGUGCAUCAAGAAGGACAUUGAGAGACGUCAUGCCACCUCGUCUGUGGUUCCCCCAGAGAAAGAUGUUACAAUCAUUCCUUUGGGAACCGGUGCCGCUAUCCCAGGCAAAUACCGAAAUGUAAGCUCAACCUUUCUCAUGCUAUCUUCUGGCAACGUGCUGCUCGAUGCGGGUGAAGGCACGCUUGGACAGCUCUUCCGUCACUUUGGACCAGAUAUGAUGAAAGAAGCUCUCCGAAAUCUGCGGAUGAUUUUCGUAUCGCACCUCCAUGCAGAUCACCAUUUAGGCGUAGUACGCAUAUUGAAGUAUUGGGAUGAGGUCAGAGAUUCACGCAAUCCGCAACCGCUGAUUAUUGUUGCACCAGCCAGAUACCAGAUCUGGUUGGAAGAAUAUGCUGACUGCGAGGAAUUUGGGUUGAAACAUGUGUUAUUCCUUAAUGCGGAGGAUGUGCGAUGGAAUGCAUCCGGUACAGAUGGAAGAGACGAAGACGUCGAGAAGACGACCACAAUAAACACCUUGAAAAAGACACUACACCUCAAGGACAUCCACACGGUAGGCGUACACCAUUGCCCAUGGGCCUACGCGCUCGUAUUAGACACGGAAGCCGCAGGCAAAGUGGUCUUUUCCGGUGACUGCCGUCCGUCUGAGGACUUGGUCAAUGCAGGACGGGGAGCCAGUGUGGUUAUUCAUGAGGCGACCUUGGAGGAUGACAAGGUGGAAGAAGCGCUGGAAAAGCGACAUUGCACAACGGGAGAAGCUAUCCAGGUGGCCAAAAGCAUGGAGGCCCAGAACUUGCUCUUGACGCAUUUCUCACAACGAUACCCGAAAAUUCCCAUACUUCCCAAUGACGUGGACGAUGACCUUACUCAGGUCAAAGUUGGUAUCGCGUACGACCUGAUGCGGGCGAAGCUCAGCAGCUUUUGGCGGUUGCCCCUCCUAGUACCGGGAUUACGCGCACUAUUCCCCCAGGACGACAAUGAUGGUGUGAACAGGUGAUGAGAUGAAGAUGCACACUCACUCAUUGCUCGGAACCGAUCUGGCGUAAUAUAAUUCUAUUUACAAUAGUCUAUCUAAUUUUUUUAGCAACUAGUACCAUAUUUCGUGGGGAGUCAACAUGGUCGAAGAGUGGGAAUAACAUGACACUUAAGUGCAUUGGACUUUGACAUGUCGCGUUAUCAUAUUCUCCAUUGUAUCUUUGCCCGUCGCCCUCAGCCUCCAUUAAGUUUCUCGAUUUUGCAUCGACAUACACAUCGCGCUCACCCGUCAUUUCUACAAUGGAUAAAAAACGAUCCACCAGUAUCAAGCUCUCAAUUGCUUCUGCG
This is a messenger RNA of Spizellomyces punctatus DAOM BR117, 2889 nucleotides long. RefSeq lists its product as uncharacterized. The transcript is spliced from 12 exons. NCBI's taxonomy places the organism in Eukaryota, Fungi, Chytridiomycota, Chytridiomycetes, Spizellomycetales, Spizellomycetaceae. Bases 17 to 2563 code for a protein of 848 amino acids. Gene Ontology annotation, biological process: mitochondrial tRNA 3'-end processing. Gene Ontology annotation, molecular function: 3'-tRNA processing endoribonuclease activity. The record is from RefSeq and is a predicted model, not a curated record. Gene Ontology annotation, cellular component: mitochondrion.